Macadamia integrifolia is the source of this 2424-nucleotide messenger RNA. RefSeq names its product LEAF RUST 10 DISEASE-RESISTANCE LOCUS RECEPTOR-LIKE PROTEIN KINASE-like 2.1. The transcript is spliced from 3 exons. Lineage: Eukaryota; Viridiplantae; Streptophyta; Magnoliopsida; Proteales; Proteaceae. Gene Ontology annotation, biological process: protein phosphorylation. Gene Ontology annotation, molecular function: protein kinase activity; ATP binding. The record is from RefSeq and is a predicted model, not a curated record. The coding region runs from base 127 to 2298 and encodes 723 amino acids.
CUACUUGCCACUAAGAUACAGGAGGGUGCGGGUGGGUGGCGGAGCCAUUAAUAAGUAGUCUGUAGCUCCAUUAGGACUGAUCUGAUCUGAUCUGAUCUGUCUUUGGACACCAGGAGAUGAGAAGAUAUGGAGAUACCCAAGAAGAAUCAGCACCAGCACCGCCACCGCUUCUUCCUGCUCUUCCCCAUCAUCUUCCUCUUUGCUCUCAAUAAUAACCAGAUUGUUUUAUCGUCUAACAACAUUUCUAUCUCCUCGUACUAUGCCCAGUGCUCUCCCUCCACAUGCGGCAGCGCAUCAAUCCUUCAAUUCCCUUUCGGCCUCGACCCAUUGUGCCGUGCUGCAUAUGUAACCACUCACUGCAACAACAACAACACUCUCUUUCUCACCGACGACGAGAACCCCAGAUUCCAAUACAAUUUCCUCCACAACCUCACCCACGAUGUUUACUCCAAUAACUCCGUCAACAUCGUCGACGUCAACCUUCUGGGUUGUGGCCCAAUCCCUGAUUUCUCCGGUCAAACUUCCAAUUCGAUGAAGUGGCUCACUAUAGGGGCUAUCUAUUUGAGUUCCGACCGUGAUCGGAUUGUCACUUAUUUCAAUUGCUCUCAAGAACCUGAUACUGAGAGCUUGAAGCAGCUAACAAAAGCUCCUUGUUUGGAAUGCGGUGAGACUACUAACUUGUGCUAUUAUUAUGACGGCUACUUGGAUCAAGUUUCCAAUUGUAGAGUUUAUAAAGCUAUGGUACCUGUCAAGAUCUUGAACAACGCAACUGCGGUCGCCAAUCCUAGAAGGGAACUUCAGCAAGGAUUUACAAUUGUGUGGGAUAACAACUGCAAUUCAUGCACACAGAAAGACGAUGGGAGGUGUGGCUAUGUUAACCAAGACAGGAGGAGAGGCCACGAGGUUUGUUUCUGUCGUGAUGCGGUUCACACACACAAUUGCUCCGAUGGGCAAUUGAUCAAACUUGAUGAUGAUGGGGCUUACCAGCAUCGGCAGAAGAAUGGGAUUCUGCAAUUGAUCAUUGGUUUAGGUAUUGGGCUGGGAGGUGGAUUGGCUAUUGCAUCUAUACUUUAUGUUUACAUAGACCGAAGGCGUAAGCAGAGGAGAAGACUCUUAAAUGGCCAAGAUGAGCAGGUUCUGAAUCGCUACCUUAAAGGAGAUUACACUACUCCUGCUUCUGUAGAGACCUUUUUGCUCAAUUAUACAUCAGGAAGGCCGACCAGGUUCUCUUUUAAACAGCUCAAGAAAUACACCAACAAUUUCAAUCACAAGCUAGGACAGGGAGGCUUUGGAUCCGUUUUCAAAGGAGAACUUCCCAAUGGUUUCCCCAUUGCCGUUAAACUGAUUGAUGAGACCGAUCACAGUGAGGUUCAAUUCCUCAAUGAGGUCUUGACCAUUGGGAAAAUCCACCACAACUAUCUAGUCCGGCUUCUUGGCUACAGCUUUGAGCAAUCAAAACAGGCCCUUGUGUACGAGUUCAUGAAGAAUGGAUCGCUUGACAAGUACAUCCAUGGUAGAAAUGAGGAUGCCAUGGAAAAGUUAAGUUGGAGUCAACUUGUUGAUAUUGCAAUUGGAACAGCCAAGGGAAUAGCUUACCUUCACGAAGAAUGUCGAAUCAGGAUCUUACAUUGUGACAUUAAGCCUCAUAACAUCCUCUUGGAUGAUAAAUUCCAGCCCAAGGUUGCAGACUUUGGGUUAGCACAAGCUUUGAAUAGGGAGAUGAGUCAUGCCUCACUUGCACAUGGGGCAGGGACUCCAGGAUAUGCUGCACCGGAAACGUGGUGGAAGAGUUGUGGUCCAGUGACUGAUAAGUCUGAUGUUUAUAGCUUUGGGAUGGUAGUACUGGAAAUGGUGGGGAAGAGGAGGAAUUUCAAGGGUGAUGUUAGCAAAUCAAGUGAGAUGUACUUCCCUGAAUGGGUUUAUAAGCACCAUGUAAUGAAUGCUAGUGAUGGUAGCAAUGGUGGCUCAAAAUGGCGUGAGUGUGAGGGGAUUGAAGAAGAGGAAAUGGGAAGAAGAAUGGAGUUAGUAGGUUUAUGGUGCAUUCAGUUCCAUCAAUCUAGGCGACCAUCAAUGAGGAGAGUGAUUGAGAUGCUAGAGGGAAAUUUGGAGAUUCAGAUUCCUCCCUCACCAUUCCAGCCGGGCAUUGGCUUCACAACACCUGCUUGGGGAAGCGGAGGGAUGCCUGUUUUGCCAGAGUUGGGCAGUGGAACUGAAGAAAGUUCAAGUGCUGCUGCCGCUUCUGCUUCUUCUGCUUCUGCUUCUUCUAUUGAUGCAUCUGGGCCUAGAUUGGCCAGGUGAAUAGAAAAAAGUUAUGGUUUCUUCUUCUAGUACUGUUGCAUCUGAGGCUGUAAUUUUGUACAUUUUUACACGAAGAAAGCAGAAUAUGUAACAUGUUCAGGUGCAUUAGUUAUCCCUUCUAAGAAA